Messenger RNA from Nerophis lumbriciformis (worm pipefish), 2613 nucleotides. RefSeq lists its product as uncharacterized. The record is from RefSeq and is a predicted model, not a curated record. NCBI's taxonomy places the organism in Eukaryota, Metazoa, Chordata, Actinopteri, Syngnathiformes, Syngnathidae. Gene Ontology annotation, molecular function: cell adhesion molecule binding. Gene Ontology annotation, cellular component: plasma membrane; cell-cell junction. Gene Ontology annotation, biological process: cell-cell adhesion.
CCUGCAGGCCUGAUUUUGGAUGCCCGCGGGCCGUAGUUUGGGGACCCCUGGUAUAAUGCAAAGCACUUUGUGUACCGUGCAGGUAUAGGAAAGCGCUGUAUAAAUAAAGACCAUUUUCCAUUUGAAUUAAAAUGUGUAUUCUAAAAAGCCUAAUGUAGGUCACAAGUGUUUCUCGGUUGUGUGUUUGUGGUCGUCCCUUCUCGGGGUGGGAGGGUUUUUAGAGAGGAUGUAUAUGUAAAUGUUUUCAGUGUGGAAACAUGAAGCUUCUUGUGAGCUGCCUGCUUCUCGCCCUCCACUGUGCGCCUUCAUCAUGGGGUUCCAAGAUGCAUGUGACCCAGAGUGCCGACAUCCGCGUCACGGAGGGCCAAGAUGUCAACAUCACCUGCUACUGGACAGGAAACGUCUCCAGAGUUCGGGUAACGUGGCAGAAAAACAACACCACAAUCCGCUCCUAUUACGUCCAGCAGGAUACAAAGACCACCUUUAUCAUCCACAACAUAACAAGAGAGGAGUCUGGGAAAUAUGUAUGCCUGGUCUCUGUGGACAUACCGGUGCUUAGUGUGUGGACUGGGAAUGGUACGCGUGUCACAGUCGAAAACCAAGAGCCCAACUACAGAGGAGGAAGCGGAGAGACUCCCUGGGUGAUUUCCUUGGCCUUGGUGACUUCAUUGGUCCUCGUCAUGAUUGUUGUUUUCAAACUGAAGCAAAGACAAGAAGCCAGGGUGAUCUACGAGGUACCACACUCCGAUUCAGAUUCCGCCAACAUGGACAAACGCAACAGCGGCUCCUCCGGAGGCUCGUCCCAGUGGUGUCAGGUGGACGUGUACGAAUCCGUCGAUUACUUUGAGCGCGUGGAAAUGAAGCAAAGCGGGUGAGGACAAGUAAUGUCGUUUAUAAAGCCAUGUACGGAAUGCUUUGCUUCACCUUUGACGCAUGUAUCAUAUCAUCCUGUUAUGCUGUGUAAACAUGUUUUGUCUAUUCAAAAGGAAAAAAAAAAAAAAGAUGGUAUCAGCUGUGAGCAUUUCUGUAUCGCCGAGUGGAAACUGUGUGUCAUUGUGGCCGCGAAUGACGGGUCAAUGACAGGAUGUACAAACUGUUUGUGACAUUUCAAGUUGUUGCUCUUCUGCACCUUUUUAAACCGUCUUAAAGGAGCAGGCGGGGUCCAAAUAAAUUGCGUGACUUACCUGCGUGCAUUUAUAGUUCAUAGGGGGGCGCAAAUUUCUUAUUUAAUUAAUCUACAUUAAUUCAUCAUUUUUAGGAAUCUAAAAAGGGAUCAUACCUAAGGAGCCAAAACACUGCCAGUAAGAUUUAGUCUAGAAAAAAAAUUGACUGAGCAGAAAAAGUUGUAUUGAUUGACAAAUAAUCAUCCAUCCAUCCAUCCAUUUUCUACCGCUUAUUCCCUUUGGGGUCGCGGGGGGCGCUGGAGACUAUCUCAGCUACAAUCGGGCGGAAGGCGGGGUACACCCUGGACAAGUCGCCACCUCAUCGCAGGGCCAACACAGAUAAGACAGACAACAUUCACACUCACAUUCACACACUAGGGCCAAUUUAGUGUUGCCAAUCAACUUAUCCCCAGGUGCAUGUCUUUGGAGGUGGGAGGAAGCCGGAGUACCCGGAGGGAACCCACGCAGUCACGGGGAGAACAUGCAAACUCCACACAGAAAGAUCCCGAGCCCGGGAUUGAACCCAAGAUCAAGCUUUAUUGUAAGUAGACAUACAAUCACAUACAGUACAUAAAACAAACAAAAUACAGUAUAAAAGGCAUUAUCACUUACUAUUAAAAACAGUGCUUGGGCAUAUACAGUAAAAGGCAUCUAAUAAAUAAAUAAAAGCAGCAUUAAAAAAAUGUAUGUAAAUAUAUAUAUAUGCAUAUACUUAAAAAUGCGUCUACACGUUCUAUAAAAGGCACAUAAAUAAAUACAGACAUUGAAAAAAUAUAUAUUUUGAUGGAUAUUUUUUGGGUUUUUGAUGCCAAUAUUCAUAUUUGUACACGUUUUAUUGUUGUGUGUUUCGCAUUUUUCACAUUCACUUCUCUUCUUUUUUUUUUACGGUUUAAAAUGAAUGGCAGCGUUUUGACGUGGUGGGCGGGUGCCUGUGGGCGGGGCUUACAGCAAGUUUACCCGGAAGCCGUUUUUAGCAGGUAAAACACCGUAGAAGAAGAGCGUAGGAGCGAGGGGCGAGGAAUCAAGUAGAAGUUUUAUGGUGUUUUUGUGUUGACCUUGCAAUACUUUGAGGGUGUAGUAGAAGUGGUACAUAAAUACAUUAUGCAUUUUGAAAUUGUCCAUGUUUGUCUUGAUAGAGCCGUGAUAUUUGGUGAACAGUACUUUGUGGAGAGAAAAGAAGAACGACUUUAAAAUGUAAAUAUAGCUAGUUUUAUUCAUUUAAAACAAUUAACAGCGGACAUGUAAAGUAACGAGUAAAGUCACGAGUAACUUCAAUUUGUGUUAAAAUACGAGACUUUGACUAUCGUUAUGUUGAGCGAUCUCCGUGCGGUUCUUCAUCUUGACUUCAUGUUCGGAGCUAUUUUCAGCAUUUGGAAGUAAAGCCUUACAUCUUUUUCGUUCUAUUUUUAGACCUAAAUAUGUCUUGUUGUAUUGUACUGCCAAAUAUUAU